AUGUCCGAAGGUACAGAGGGCAGGAUGUCCGAAGGUACAGAGGGCAGGAUGUCCGAAGGUACAGAGGGCAGGAUGUCCGAAGGUACAGAGGGCAGGAUGUCCGAAGGUACAGAGGGCAGGAUGUCCGAAGGUACAGAGGGCAGGAUGUCCGAAGGUACAGAGGGCAGGAUGUCCGAAGGUACAGAGGGCAGGAUGUCCGAAGGUACAGAGGGCAGGAUGUCCGAAGGUACAGAGGGCAGGAUGUCCGAAGGUACAGAGGGCAGGAUGUCCGAAGGUACAGAGGGCAGGAUGUCCGAAGGUACAGAGGGCAGGAUGUCCGAAGGACAGGAGGAUAGGAUGUCUGAGGGUUAG
Molecule: messenger RNA, 351 nt
Organism: Suillus subaureus
Lineage: Eukaryota; Fungi; Basidiomycota; Agaricomycetes; Boletales; Suillaceae
Exons: 1
Coding region: 1-351 (116 amino acids)
Source: RefSeq, a predicted model, not a curated record